UCCGAUGUUAAAGUAAAUAUUGUCAUCUGUUCUGGGUGGUUGUGUCAAAAGUAAGAUUGUCAAUUUGGUGAUUUACUUAAUUUAGUUGUAUUGAUAAAAGUAUACAUCAAUAUAUAUUAUUAUGACUUCUCGAAAAUCUGCGAAAGAAGAAAGCAAUAAAGGCAUUGUUAGGCUUAAAAAUACUGAAAAAUCAUCGGCAUCUUCUUCGUUUUUAGAAAAAUGUUUAGGUGAUAUCAGCAAAGCUUCGGCAACGAAACAAAUUUUCUUAGGGGCAUCUUCUGGUUGGAUUACUGGAUAUUUGUCUAUGAAAUUUGGAAAGGUUGUUGCAAUUUCUGUAGGUGGAGGAAUAAUUUUAUUGCAAAUAGCGAAUGAGAAAGGUUACAUAAAUGUGAAUUGGGGAAAAGUGAAUAAAAAGAUAGACAAGAUAGUUGAUAAAGUUGAGGAAAAAAUUACGGGGGAAGGUUCAAGUUGGAUGGACAAGACCGAACGGUUUUUGGAACGAAAAGUAGAUAGAGCUGAAGAUGUGAUUAAGGGAAAAGCAAAAAAGGCAAAACGUUGGUAUUCUGGAUUGAUGGGCGAUUCAGAUUGCCGACUGGAAGAAAUUCAUAUAUUUCUUUUAUCUUUUUGUGCUGGUGUUGCUAUUGGAAUAGCUACAUCCUAAAAUCUAGAAGAUGAUUUAACAUUAAUAUUGAUCAAGUAUUAUUUUCUGAGUGGGUGUUCAAAAUAUAAAUAUGAUUUUGAACACCCCAUAAUGAAUAAUAUAAGUACAUAACACUGUAUUCAUUAUUAGCACAAAACUUUGUAUACUACAGGAUACAUAUUAUUAAAUAAAUUAUAAUAUAAAUUAAAA
Onthophagus taurus is the source of this 850-nucleotide messenger RNA. RefSeq names its product FUN14 domain-containing protein 1. The record is from RefSeq and is a predicted model, not a curated record. Gene Ontology annotation, biological process: autophagy of mitochondrion. Lineage: Eukaryota; Metazoa; Arthropoda; Insecta; Coleoptera; Scarabaeidae. Gene Ontology annotation, cellular component: mitochondrial outer membrane.